Messenger RNA from Columba livia (rock pigeon), 2618 nucleotides. It is a transcript of the gene TMEM244, whose product is annotated as transmembrane protein 244. The record is from RefSeq and is a predicted model, not a curated record. The transcript is spliced from 6 exons. The coding region runs from base 123 to 581 and encodes 152 amino acids. NCBI's taxonomy places the organism in Eukaryota, Metazoa, Chordata, Aves, Columbiformes, Columbidae.
CCUCGCUCUGUCUUAUACUUACCUAUAGGAAUUAUUUUUUGGGUGAAAAACAGCUGCUUCUUCCUGCUGAUGUUGGCAUCCGGAAUAUAGCAACAGCGUUUCCUUUCACUCAUCAUGUGUCCAUGGCUCUCAAGGUCAAAACUGCUGAAACCAAGGUUGUUCUGGUGAACCUGUUGAUAUGCAUGGUAGUUUUCUACACUGUCUACUAUGUGGUCCUAUCUGUGUGCUUUGCAGUAUUCAAGAUUAAAAUGUUGGAUGGUUUGGCACCUUUUGAUUUUAAGACAAAUCCCUCAUGGAUUAACCCAUAUUAUUUAGUUCUUGUGAUAUCAUUGGAAAUAACUUUCUUCAUUUGUGGUCUGCUCUUUGCCCUGGUUGUGGAAGAAUGGGUUUGGGAUUACGCUGUAACAGUUACUAUUGUUCAUAUCAUCAUAACUUCAGUCGUUAUGUCUGAAUUCCCCCUGAUGUUACACUGGUGGCUGGCAUUAGGAUCUGGAGUAAUUUCAAUGAUUUGUGGAGGACAGAUUUUGGCAUACUGCUUGUUCAAAGACAACUUCAUUUAUCCCAUUCUAGACGAUUUUUGAAAAGCUGCAUUAGAACUUGCCUUUGUAUUCACAUAAAUUAUAUGGUUACAUUAACAACAUAAUUAAAAUGAAGUUAGCAACUGUCUAAUUGUAAGGCUAAUAUUUAGCUAACCACACCUCUUGUAUCCUACAUUUGUUUGCAAGUGUCAAUGUCAUGACUUUCAGCUGUGGUAUGUAAUCACUUUUGGCUUUUGUAUGUACAUUUUCCAUUAAGCAAAUAAUUAGAUAAACUGUCUCUUUUAAAAAAACAAAUAAACCAUAAGGAGGGUAAGAACAAUGAUGCAAGACUUUUGCAAAAUCCUACAAGGAAAAAACAGAUUUGAAUUUAGUGUUUUCAGGGUGCUUGUUAUCUAUUGUAUUUUAAGAAAUGCUGACUAGUUUAGGCUGGAGUCUGAUCUUCCACAAGCACUGCGAAAAAAAGUCACCCUAUCUGGUACAGAUCACUGUAGUUUUAACACAGUCUUUACUGGCAAACCCAGGCAAAGAAGAACCCCUCAACAGCACAUAGCUUUUAAUCUUCAAGCUCUCACCUAGAUGCUGACCAAGACAACAGCAGGCGGACUUACAGUCCCCAGUGUUUGGUUGACCCUUUUGCUUCCAGGGAUGCUACAGACAAAUGCUUUCUACAAUGGCUUCAGGCUAUUCUGUCAUUUUCUAAUGAUCCAUUCGUGGCCACGCUGCACUGGAACAAGGAAAGGCAAAUGCUACCGAAAGCCACAUUUUACUUAUCGCUUUCUCUCUCCCCGAGCUGCAUGUGGCCAAUGCCAAAGUGUGAGUCUGUGGGCAGUGGUAAUGAAAAAACAACAGACAAACCACACUAGCAGCUUCAAGUAACUCUUUAUCUCUCUAACCAUAAUGAAAUUGUAACAGGAAAAUUGCUGGAAGGCAACUUUAUCUUAAAUACAAUACCAGUGAUUGGAUUUUAACUGCAGUUUGCUCAGAAGAGCAAGACUGGAUUGUUGUUUGGACAGGAGUGCUAAAUGUUGCAUUUGCCUUAAUCUUACUCAACAGAUAAUGCCUCUGAAGAAUCUGUCCCAUUCAUCUAAUAAAACACCUCAAAAUUUAUUGCAAGUUUUAAAAUCUUCAAUUAAGUUUCAAUACUGACAAUAUAUAGAUGGCCAGAAGCAUGUUUCAAAAGAAUUGCAAAAGAAUGAGCUUGUGUCUCAUGAAUGACAGAUAUGUGAGUCAUUUUAGAGACAAACCAGGUAUGUAAAUCCAUAACACUGAAUAGACAUACACUUUCUAAGUUGUUCUGCAUAAUAUGCUGUGAACUAAAGUCAGCAAAGAGAAUUCUGGAGAGCGAAUGAACUGACCCACAGUGAUCACUGAUCUGAGCCGUGGACCAGUUUUAGUUUGAUUAAUUUCUGUCUUCAUAAACAUUAGUGUGCAGAUAACUGACUGGUUUUAUGUGUUCAAAAAACAUUCAGAAAUUUCUUCCAGAUUCAGUUCAGAACUAUAAAAAUGGAUGGGAAGGAAGUAUUGUCUAAUGUAAAUUCAUACCUCUGUCCUUGUCCUCACACAGUUUGUGUGUGUGGGUAGUGUGCCAUGUGGCAGAACAUAAGUGGAUCAGAUAAAAAGUUAAUCCAUGGGUGGAACAAGUUUCUAUUUUUAACCUGGCAGGAUUUUCCUCUGUGUGUCAGCCCAGCUGCAGCUUGUAAUAGCUCUGUUGCCCAGUCUUGGCAUUUUAAACUUCUGUUUUCUAUUUAAAAUCUUAAAUCACCAGUGGGAGAUCCCUUCAGACUGAUAUGAAGAGUGCUUUAGACCCAGGAUUUCUCCAAAGCAUGUAUAACUAGGCCAGUGCUAGAAAAACAAUCACAACAAUAACUGUAUUGAGGAUUAAAAGCCUUAGCCCAGCUAUUAAAGCAUCAUUAGCUUUUUGCAUUACUUUCAGAUAUGGAAUGGUGAGACAAUUUCAAUGUUAUGUAUUUCAUCCUUUCCAUCACUUUUACAUAUAGUACCAAUAAUAAAUAUUACACAUGAUACUCAAAAUGUAGACAAAGUUCAUAUUAUACAAAUAAAUAUUCAUCAUGCAAGCAA